UUCGUCCAUCGUCGACGGCGGCGGCGGCGGCGGCCGGAAGUAAUUGGGUCGGGAUACCCUCUCUUCUGGAGCCGGCGAUGCCGAUUCUCAACUACGUCUCGGUGACGUCCGCCGCGACGCCCGUCUCUCCGGACUCGCAGACGCCUCCCGCGCCGAGCCCUCGGACGACGAAGAUCAUACUCCCCAGGAAGAAGCCGAUGAAGUGGUCCACCGGCGUCGCUCCCGGCGAGUACGGGGGCCCCCCGACGGCGACGAAGCUCCGGAAGUACUGGGGCGGCGAGGGGGAGGAUCCGCUCAGCUCCGACGAGUUCAUUUGGAACAAGGACUUCGUGGGCCGGUUCAAGAGGAUGAUCCAGGAGGAGGACGCCUCUUCUAUCGAGUCGUCGCCGGUGAAGGAAGAGCCUUCUGGCUUUUUGAGCUUAAACAGAGUAAUGAACCUUGACAGUCUCGAAGUUGAUUUGAGCAAAGAGCUUACAAGACCAUUAAAGACAGUGACAAAACAGCCAGUUGUGGGCCCCAUGGAAGACAAAUCUAGUGCUUCACCCAGAUGGAGACUGGUGCCAACACGCCGUGAACAAGAGAAGUGGGAUAGAGCAAGUAAAGCUGCUACUGGGGGAAGUGAUGUCAUGUUCCGCGAGUUGAGGCGACCUCGAGGUGACCCAAAUGUAUUAGCUGCUCAGUCAAGGGAGCAAUACUACAAGUUAAAGAAAAAAUUGCAAGUCCUCACUCUCGGUAUAGGUGGUAUCGGUCUUGUCUCAGCUUAUGUUUCUUAUUCUCCCGAAAUUGCUGCUAGCUUUGGUGCCGGGUUUCUUGGUUCCUUGGUUUACGUAAGGAUGCUUGGGAGCAGUGUGGAUUCCAUGGCAGAUGGUGCUAAGGGGCUGAUGAAAGGUGCAAUUGGACAGCCGAGGCUUCUAGUUCCUGUUGUUUUAGUCAUGAUCUACAAUCGGUGGAAUGGGAUCCUUGUUCCAGAAUACGGAACAAUGCAUUUGGAGUUGAUACCAAUGUUAGUCGGAUUCUUUACCUAUAAAAUUGCUACAUUUGUUCAAGCUAUUGAAGAUUCAGUCAGCACUCUCACGAAAAAUACCGAAGUCCCAGAUGAAUCAUCUUCUUAAGCAGAUCUUACAAAUCCAGAGCUGCUUUUGGGGGCCUUUUCUAUGGAAGUUAACAGAGUUUCCCAGUGACAGAACCUGGUUGGUAGGUUUCGGCUUGACUGCAGUAAUUCUUACGGAAUGAUUAUGAUCGAGCGCCUACCCAAGAAGGAGAGUCAACCGAGCUGCACAGAGCAUGUUGUGACCCAUAACUGCAAAUAAAUCUGUCAUUUAUCUGAUUGCGCGAACUGACUUUUUUCUUGAUGAACCGAUUGUGCAAACUUGAUUGCCCCUUAUGCUAAUGAAAUUUGUUGGAAUUAGCCUGUGGUCUCCAACAUGAAGACACGAA
Messenger RNA from Syzygium oleosum, 1437 nucleotides. RefSeq names its product protein CONSERVED ONLY IN THE GREEN LINEAGE 160, chloroplastic. The transcript has 10 exons. The record is from RefSeq and is a predicted model, not a curated record. NCBI's taxonomy places the organism in Eukaryota, Viridiplantae, Streptophyta, Magnoliopsida, Myrtales, Myrtaceae. The coding region runs from base 78 to 1112 and encodes 344 amino acids.